Amphibalanus amphitrite is the source of this 2876-nucleotide messenger RNA. RefSeq names its product galactose-3-O-sulfotransferase 3-like. Lineage: Eukaryota; Metazoa; Arthropoda; Thecostraca; Balanomorpha; Balanidae. The coding region runs from base 1298 to 2512 and encodes 404 amino acids. Gene Ontology annotation, biological process: glycolipid biosynthetic process. Gene Ontology annotation, cellular component: membrane. Gene Ontology annotation, molecular function: galactosylceramide sulfotransferase activity. The record is from RefSeq and is a predicted model, not a curated record. The transcript is spliced from 3 exons.
GAAGUAAUCGAAAGGAUUUCGGGUAUCGAUGCUCGCACAUUUCACAAACAGCUGAGAGCCAAACAUUCGUUCAGGCAGUGUGUUCGGAUUCAUCAAAUCAUAUCUCAGCAUUUCCAGUCGAAGCUGUAUGUAUUCGUCGCGAUCCAUUCUGUUUAGCUCGUAUCGAAGUCCCAGAGAAGCUAAAAUUGAUGCCGCAAUACCCAGCGCGGACACUGGGGAUGAAAAUAUUUGCUUUUGCCCCGACUCAGAAGAAGUGAAUACGAGUGAUUCCGUCUUAUCCAGAGUCGUACAGAUUGUCCACGGAUCACGACACUUCUGCACCGAUACGGACAUUCGUGUGAAAUUCAAACAUGUGAGAUCUUCUACAGCCAGCAGCGCCGAAGUUGUGUCGUUCGGUCGAAAUGUUUCGUUUUGCAGUUUAUAAUAAGCUAGAUGGGUCGGCAACGUUUCAAACAGAGUGCUGUUCCACAGUCGCUCGGGGGCUUCGUCGAUCAAUGCUGGACUCCAGUGCGCCGUUCCGAUGACUGAGAAGGCCGUCGUAGAACGCAGAAAGCUGGCAAAGAGCACGACUGCAAAUGCUCUUGCAAAUUUAACACUUUUCUUUUUCUUCGAAUAACCACAACGCUUCUCAUUACAAACAUUCCUAGAAAUAACGACGAGCGCGAUUACCGGAGUCAUUAUAGCAUAUUGUGGAACGUUUUCCGUAUGAAUACACGCAAAACUAUUAAACUUCAGAUCUAACACGAUUUAAGAGCCGUUUCGCUCUGUCAACGCAAGGACUCGAACAUCGCUUACAAUACCGGACUUUCUUACAAAGAAUUCGAGCAAUUAAAAUGAUCGUAGGACUACAUUACUACUCGCAACUUUCGAACGUAUUCGUGAUUGCAAUCGUCCGUCGAUUGUAGUUGGAUUGUAAGCAACUUGUAGGACGGUCCCAAGCUCGCAGGUGUUCUGCAGCAGUUCAGCCCGUGCAUUACUUUCAACUCAGCUUUCCAGCAGCAAACUCAAUUAAUUUGCGAAGCAUGAAGCCGGAGUGACCUCUGCGGCUUCACCGCUUUUCAUCAUCGCUUUGCAGUAAAUAGUAAAACUUAAGGUAAGCUUUGCAACUGAAAAUUAACUCGAAUAAAGUAGCGCAUCAUAUAUGAGAAAAUAGUCCCAUGCGUUUAAAAGACCUAGACAAAACGUCAUUGCUCACAUGAUUUCUUAAUCAUUGUUAAACACCGUUAAAGUGAGUUGAUCACAUGUGAGCGACGAAUAGUCGGAGCAAAUUCGUUAUCCACCCUACAGAAUCGAGAAAAUGUCAACAACUCUGAAGUCUACCAAGACUAAGUCGAAAAAUGGUCCUAAGGUAACAGCAAGCACGACAAAAGGCUUUGUGACGCAGAGAAGAAAGGCGUUCGCUACUCUGGUAUGCGUGCUGUCGGUCUUCGUUGCACUUUUGACCAUCUUCUACGCAUUCGAGCUGGAAGAAAAUGACGAGCACAUGUUCGUCUGCCACCCUCCAUCGGCCAUCUUCUUCCUGAAGGUGCACAAGUGCGCCAGCAGCAGCAUCCAGAACAUGCUGUUCCGCCUGGCCGAACGGCUGGACAUGCCGGUGGCGCUGCCGGAGACGGGAAACUACUUCGGUCACCCCCGGCACUUCAGAGCGCAUAUGGUGCACCGGCCUCUGGGCGCGCACAACACCACCUACCGCUUGAUGGCGCACCAUCUGAGACUCGACCAGGAACAGGUCAUGAAGGUGCUCGGUCCCAACGCCACCUGGCUGGCCGUGCUGCGCCGGCCGGCCGACCAGUUCAUCUCCAUGUUCGAGUACUACCGGCUACAGGAGGUGUGGAACAUGACGCUGGCGGAGUUCGCCGCCUCCACCACCCAGUACGAGCCGCUGGGGAUCACCCAUUUCCGCCCCAACCAGAUGUCGUUCGACCUGGGUCUGGACGUGCGGACCCUGAUGUCAGACGACCAGCUGCUGGGUGACACCCUCACCCAGCUGCACCAACGCUUCGAUCUCGUCCUCAUCGCCGAACUGCUGGACGAGUCGCUCGUCCUGCUCAAAUACCGUCUCUGUCUGGAAUGGGACGAUGUUGUGGUGUUUAGACACAACGCGCGGCCACCCUGGCUGCGCUCGGCUGCCACACACAACGGCACGCUUCGGCGGCAGCUGCGGCACCAUCUGCAGAUAGAUACGGCCGUCUACCACCACUUCUAUCAGCGGCUGAGACAGCAGCUGAGGGACUACGGGACGGCACACAUACGCGCCGGCCUGGCCACGCUGCGCGCGCGGGUGCAGCACUGGGCGGCUCAGUGCCGCGGGUGGAAGUGGAACUGGCCCGGUGAUCAGUCCCCGCUGCCUCCCCGAGGGACCUCGGACGCACAGAGACACGUCUGGAUGUGUUCACGGCUGUUCACGCACGAGAUCACCUACACGGAGCAUAUCAGAAUGGAACAGGAGUGGGAGGCGCACCGCUCUCACUUCUGGGAUAAACUGCUCGCUAAAAACUGGCCAGUCAGGUAGUGAUGUGUCCCCAAUGCCCGACGCAGUGUGACCCGUAUUUGGAAAGGUUGUACAACGCGGCCCCAGUAUUGACGUACAGCUCGGCCAAGUUCGUCAGGGGACACUGAAGAGGUCAGAGCUCACCACCAAAGAAAGACUAACAUCGAUACGAUCAUCAGUAGACUGAUCAAGGAGAUCAAGAUGUCGGUAGUUUGCCAAAGUGAUGUGCCGCUACCACCCGCAAUAAAAGCAACUGACAGUGAUUUUUAUUCCGCAUCCUAUAGAUUACUCUAAUGCGCAGUUCCGUUGUUAUCCAUUCAAUGAACACGAGACGUGCAGAAAACGUUUUGUUUUAUUUUUAACAAAAUACAAAUCUUGGUUAACA